AUGCAGGACCUCAUGACCACGGAGGCAAUUGUCUGUCACCCCCCUAAAGAUGGUGAGAGGCAGUGGAAGCUUGAGUCCAUUCGUCUCACACCUCCAGGGAAGGAGGAUGUCAUUGUGGAAAUGGUCUCCAGCGGGAUUUGCCAUACUGACCUUGGGUGUGGAAGUCUGCCCGACGGUUCGCCUGGGUUCCCAGUGCCACCAUAUCCUAGGGUUCUCGGGCACGAAGGAGCGGGCAUUGUCAAAGCAGCUGGAACAAACGUCACAAAAUUUGGGGCCCCAGGAUACUGCCACAAGUUCGCCGAGAUCAACUUUACGGGCAGCAAGGAAGCCUUUAUAGGCUCCCCCACUAAGGGCCAGCCAGCAAUCGGCGGCUCGUUCUUUGGCCAAUCCAGUUUUUCAAAGCUUGCCCGAGUUCAGCAGACAUCUAUUGUCAAUGUUUCUGGUGUCAUCCGGAAUCUGGAGGAGCUCAAACUUAUGGCUCCGUUAGGCUGUGGAAUCCAAACUGGGGCGGGAACAAUCACGGAGCUGGCAGAAGCUGGCUCUCGAGAUAAGGUGGCCAUCAUAGGGCUGGGAGGCGUCGGGCUUUCCGCAAUUAUGGCCGCAAAGCUUCGAGGUUGCCAAACUAUAAUCGGCAUCGACCGGGUACCUUCCCGACUGGAAAAGGCUACGUCUCUGGGGGCGGCCGACGUUGUAGACACUACUACUAUUUCAGGAACCUUAGUGGAAGAGAUCCACAAGCUCACAGGCGGCACUGGAACUACCGUUACGGUCGAUGCGACCGGAGUCACCCCCUUGAUAAAGGCGGGCCUUGAAUUCACAGCUAACCAGGGCAAAAUGAUACUCCUGGGAGUUGCUCCUAUGGAGGCCGUGCUUGAUAUUCCCAUUGUUCCGUACACGCUUAGCGGAAAGCAACUCAUGGGGAGCAUGGAAGGAAGCGUCCGGCCUGAAGAUGUCAAGGAUUUUCACCAAGCAAUCAAGGAUAUGGAAGAUGGGGCCACAAUUAAGCCGGUAAUCAUUUGGUAA
This is a messenger RNA of Scedosporium apiospermum, 1023 nucleotides long. RefSeq lists its product as uncharacterized. Gene Ontology annotation, molecular function: oxidoreductase activity; zinc ion binding. The transcript is spliced from 7 exons. The record is from RefSeq and is a predicted model, not a curated record. NCBI's taxonomy places the organism in Eukaryota, Fungi, Ascomycota, Sordariomycetes, Microascales, Microascaceae. The coding region runs from base 1 to 1023 and encodes 340 amino acids.